GUCGUUCUCUCUUCCUGGUCCAAGUGAUCUUGCCAAGUUACGAGCAGCAAGCAGAGAUCAGAUCAUCCAUCGGCAAUGUCGAACAUCGGGCAGUCCUUCCAGGCCGGCAAGGCGGAGGCCCAGGGCGAGUACCAGGCGGAGCACGCGGCGCAGUGCGUCAAGGACACCGCCGGAGCCGCGGCCGACAGCGCGCAGCUGCAGCAGCACCGCGCCACCGGCACCGUUGAGCAGGUGGCGCAGACGGGCCAGGGCGUGGCGGCAGGCGUCAAGGACACGGUGGCGGGCGCGGCGGUUGGCGUCACCAACACGGUGGCGGGCGUGGCGGCGGGCGUCACGAACACGGUGACCGGCGCGGUGGCGGGCGUCACGAACACGGUGACCGGCGCGGCGGCGGGUGUCAAGGACACCGUGACCGGCGGCCACUGAUCGACGACCCACCCAAGAAUGCUGCAUGCAUGGCCAAGUGUUGAGGGUUUGAGCCCAAAGAUGGCUUGAAUUUCCGUCCUUUUUUGCUUUAUUUUUUGACAUUAUUGUUUUAACAUGUUUCAUUCACCCGUCUCUGAUUGGGAUUGUGAUCACGACCGCCUGCAAUAAAAAAAGGCCAUCUUUACUAUGAUCCACAUUAUGUUUCCUAGUGCAAUUAAAGGAUCAUCAAUACUACACCAUGUGUAAUUCUUUGCGUU
Molecule: messenger RNA, 683 nt
Organism: Zea mays
Lineage: Eukaryota; Viridiplantae; Streptophyta; Magnoliopsida; Poales; Poaceae
Exons: 3
Coding region: 76-426 (116 amino acids)
Source: RefSeq, marked validated